Molecule: messenger RNA, 2176 nt
Organism: Megalops cyprinoides (Indo-Pacific tarpon)
Lineage: Eukaryota; Metazoa; Chordata; Actinopteri; Elopiformes; Megalopidae
Product: protein LRATD2-like
Exons: 2
Coding region: 446-1264 (272 amino acids)
Source: RefSeq, a predicted model, not a curated record
AUAAAACGAGCACUGCCUCUUUAAACGACAAGCCGUGUGUAAUUACUGCUGUGGCGAGUUUCGCCGCUUAGGGAGUCGCAGUUGCACAGAGCACUGGUGCACACGUCUGAGUGUUGGAAUAAUUUAUUAGGGAGUCGGAGAGAAAAAAGUAAGGUGCUUCUGCGUUUUUUAUAAUCAACAGUCGGCUAUUUGUACACGGCGAUGUAAUGUUAAGUUACGUUAUUGCUGGUACUAUACUUCCUCCCUUGGAUAUCGGUGGUUUUUUUAUUUGUAAUAUUUGACUUCCCCGCAGAUAAAGAUGGAUUGGAUCCCUGUCGCACUGUGGAAUUAGUUUUGCCCAGGUCGUGUUACGUGUUGCGUUUUCAGAAGCUCUGACCCCUGCCUUUAACAGGUGGAAUCGCGUCCUCCUUCCCCGUCACAUUUCCACCGGCUACCGGGACGUGACAUGGGGAAUCAGGUUGAAAAACUGACUCAUUUAAGUUACGCAGAAGUUCCAACGGCGGAUCCGAACGGGUUGGAUCCCGAGGAGGAUUGUCCAAGGAUUGGUGUGUCCUACAUUUUUUCAAACGAUGACGACGAUCUGGAGGAUAACUGUGGAACAGACAACGACCAAAAUCAGGAAGAGAAGCAGUAUGACAAGCGCAACGAGCUGGAGUGUGCCGUUUAUUACCGAGACGAAUGCGUUUACGAGAAAAGUACAAAGACAGUAGACAUGGGUACGUAUUCUCCGGAGAAUCUAUUGAACAAAUGUAAGCCGGGCGACUUGAUCGAGUUCGUGGCCACCGGCCAGUAUCCCCACUGGGCUGUGUACGUGGGAGACUUUCAGGUCGUACAUUUGCACAGAGCCGAGAUAAAGAACAAUUUUCUGACCGAUGCUAGUCAAGGCAAAAGAGGUAGGAUUGCCAAUGAUCUUUACAAAUUCAAACCAUUGAACCCUGACGUAGUGGUACAGAACGCAAUGGAACAAGUCGGAGCGAAAGACAGAGAGCUAAGUUGGAGAAACUCUGAAUGUUUUGCUGCCUGGUGCAAAUUUGGUAAACGUGAGUUCAAAAUCGGAGGCGAAAUACGAAUUGGUAAGCAGCCUUACAGGUUAAAAAUACAGCUGUCUGAGAAAAGGAGUCAUGUUCUGGAAUUUCAGAGUUUGGAGGACUUGAUCAUGGAAAAGAGGAGAAACGACCAAAUUGGAAAGGCUGCAGUGGUCCAGGAGCUAGCAAAUCAUCUCAACUGCGUGGAGGAAAUCAAUAAUGAACACAAUGAGAACUGAUGGAUUAAAACGGCGGGUUUGGAUAUGAAAUUGUAAUAAUUAGUGAUGGGGCAAGUGGGACUUCACGGAGCAUUCAGACUAACAGGAACCAUAUAAUUCGGUUACCUUGACGAUUUCAGGUUUUGAGCCAAUCAGAGAGCUUUGCCAUUAUGGGCAGAGCCGUUGGAUUGUUUGGAAUAGGUUAAUAAUUAAGCAACUUGUUGACAUGGUUAUACCAGCGGUUAGUGGUCUGGAAUAUAUCUUACCCAUCAUCAAUAAUGACAACCUUUUUGUGCCCAUUACUGUUAUUAUUAUUAUUUUUUUAAUCAAAUUGCAAGUGUGUACAGGGAUACGUGUGUGUGCGUGUGUGUGUGUUUGGCUGGGGGCUGAUAUGUGAUUCGGCGUCAGCACAGUUUGACUGAAGCCACCCCCAAUCCAAAAAAAUGGAUGGAGGGGGCAUUAUGUGUGCCCUCCUUUUCAACUCUGAGCCCCCCUCCUGGAAGUUAUGUGCUUAUUGCAUUGCGGUUUGUGCAAUUCGGGUUUAGGGCACGGAGGAGACAAUCUUAAAGGUGAAUUCAUCCUGUUCUAUAAAUAUUUGUAUCUCAAGAUACUUCCCUUUCCAGCUUUACACAACUGUUUUCUUGUUAUUCCUCACCGCCACUGCUUCAAGCACUUUAAAUUGACUAAUAAAUUAUUUGUUUAACAGUUUUCUGGACUAUAUCAUUAAUGGAAGGAAUACGCCACAAUAAAUGCCUUUUUAAACUACGAUGUUGAGAACAUUUCGUGAUAAAUUUCAUCGAGGUGUCUCCCGAAAUGGAGUUUCACGUGUAGGAAUUUUGGCAUGAUCACCUUUUCUUGCAGAUAUUGUGGAAAUAAUUUAUGGCUGCAGAGAAAAGGAGCGGCGUUUCUAUCUCUCUCUGUGGGAGACGGCAG